Molecule: messenger RNA, 582 nt
Organism: Metarhizium album ARSEF 1941
Lineage: Eukaryota; Fungi; Ascomycota; Sordariomycetes; Hypocreales; Clavicipitaceae
Exons: 1
Coding region: 1-582 (193 amino acids)
Source: RefSeq, a predicted model, not a curated record
AUGCCGCCCUGCAGCGACGGCCUGUGCCUGUGCCCCGGCCUGCUCUCUCUGCCGCCGCCUCGUUUCCCGGCGCUCCUGCCUGGCUCUCCCGAAGCACGGGACCCAGCAGCAGAGCGCGCCGCCGAAGAUGAUGCCCACGGCAACCCCCAUCAAGAAGCCGCGGACGACUUUCUCGCCGCUGGAUCCGCUCGUGACGAGCUGCAGGAUCCGGUCGCCGACGUUGAAGCCGCCGAACCCGUUGGGCGUGUUUGCCCACGCCGUCAGCGUCGGCAGCGUAUACGUGGUCGAGGGCCACGUCGUGAACACGUCCCCUGGCGAGGUUGGCGUCGGCGUCGGCGUCGCGGUGCUGUUGCUGUUGCCGUUGCUGUUGAAGUUGAAGUUGAGGUUUGUGCCCGUCAUGGUCGCUGGUUCCUCGGGCCCUCGUGCGCCAGGCACCAAGCCCGUCCUCUUCUGCCUCUGCCUUUGCUCGCCCGCGUCCCCGUGUUCUCUGGACCCCCGUCCCGCGCAGAGCCGACGCGUGUGCGCCAACAGGCAAACGUCCAGGCGCGAUGCGCGAAGAGAAGACAGAAGACGCUCGAUUAA